AUGGCCGCGCGAAGGACCUUGGGCGGUGGAAGGGUGAUUGGCAGUGGAAAGGGCGUUACGGCUUUGGCCCAACCACGGAAUCCCAGCACCACCAACACGAUCAAUCACAGCACCAACAGCACCGGUCUGCUAUCGCCCUCAUCCAGCUCCCUGUCGCUGAGUUCGCACACGUCGAGUACGCCCAUCUCCACCGAUCAUGAGGACCUCACAUCCCGCAUCGCCCUCGAUGCGGCACAGACGACGGCCGUGCAAAAUGCCAGCAAUCGCAUGGUCUGCCCGAUCUGCAACGAGGAGAUGGUCACAUUGCUUCAGCUGAAUAGACACAUAGACGACAAUCAUGCCAACCUGGAAGUGAUUGAACAAGAUGAAGCCAAGACGUGGUUCAAGCAGCAGAUGACAAAGGCCAAGAAGUUCCAGCCAUUGGCGUUGAUCAACCAGAAGCUACGAGGGUUGGAAGUAUUUGAGUCUAACAAUGAGAUCCUGGCCUCCAUCCCAGGCUCUCAAGCUAGCGCCGACUCCAGGGGAGCAUCUUCUACGCCUGGGCCGUCCAAACAGCCGGAAACACCAGAUCCCGACGAGGUCGUCACUCGUGCCCACUGGCARAGACCGCACGUCAACGAUGCUUGUUCAGAUCCCAUGUGUGGGAAGCGGUUGGGUGCUACAAAUGGACAAGUGAAUUGCCGGCAUUGUGGGAAGCUAUUCUGCGAGGAGCAUACCAUGUAUCAAAUGAGACUUUCCCGAGCUGCACAGCAUGAACCCGUGCGAGGUCUGUGGUGUCGAGUGUGCGAAACUUGCUACAAGAGUCGACCAGGGUAUAUGGAUCAUCAUGGCUUUGAGCGGAAUCACACCGAAUUCUUCAAAUCCGCCAGGCGGAAGACGGUGGACAAGCAAAAUCUGGAGACUAGCCGGCUUGAAACGAGAUUGACCCGUUUGACCCAGCUUUUGGCACACCCACCACCACCCGACAACAGCCAGACCGGGUGGCUCGGGGGUAUAAUACAAGGUAACAAACCUCAAAUCCGUGCUCUAGAGCAAGCCAUAGUACCAUGGGAGGACGAUGCAACUGUUGCGGAAUGUCCCUUUUGUCAGCAGCCCUUUUCACAAUACUCAAUGCGGCGUCAUCACUGCCGGAUAUGUGGGAGAGUCGUAUGUGGCGAUCCCAGCACCUCCUGCUCGACGGAAGUUGGACUCGAUGUGGAGGCAAGCGAGAAAAAGGGACGYGGGAAAGUAGCAGUCGACGUACGUAUGUGCAAGGACUGCCAACGUACCAUCUUCAGCAAGGCAGACUUUGCUCGAGAACUUCAUGCUGAGGAUCCUGCUCAGCGAGCGUAUGGAAACUUGAAGCAGUUCGAGCAAGGCAUUCGUUUGUUAUUACCCAAAUUUCAGCGAUGUCUUGGGCCGUUACAGGACCCUGAAAACCCUCCAUCACCGGCUCAAAUUGCUGAAGCUGCCAAAGUGAGGAAGCGGCUGACGGAUGCUUUCACACAAUAUGAUGUUGCGGCGCGCCGGGUACGAGACAUGGCUACGGAAAGUCCUACACAGGAACGCUUGCAAAAAGCGAUAUAUCAGCAAGCCACCAACUUUCUGCAUAUACAUAUGCUUCCUCUCAAAUCCUUACCAAAGAUCAUGAAGCAUGCACAUUCCGCGCCAAACGGAGGACGAACACCGCCUGGCAUUCCUGCCAACGGAGCGGGGAAAGGUGCUCUGGCAACCAUCAGAUACAACUCAACACUUACUCCCAACGGGAGUAAUCACAGACCCGGUAGCAGUCGAGCCAGCUCCGCUUCAUCUGCCGCUGUGACGGCGUUGGAAGUGGAGGAGAAAGAGCUGAAAGAGAGAUUGAUGAUACUUGAAGAGCAGAAGUUUAUGGUCUCGGAAAUGAUCGCGGAGGCCAACAAGCGAAGGAGAUUCGAUGAGGUGUCGGCACUGAGCCAGAAUGUGGAGGACUUAUCAAGGGAGAUCGACCAGAUACAGGCGCAGCUGGCUGGUAUGGAUUUUGCUGGAGCGUACGCUGAUCAAGGAGCUAUUGGAUGA
Molecule: messenger RNA, 2034 nt
Organism: Ramularia collo-cygni
Lineage: Eukaryota; Fungi; Ascomycota; Dothideomycetes; Mycosphaerellales; Mycosphaerellaceae
Product: related to vacuolar segregation protein pep7
Exons: 3
Coding region: 1-2034 (677 amino acids)
Molecular function (GO): metal ion binding
Source: RefSeq, a predicted model, not a curated record